CGCGGUCAACCCCAACGCACACGGAAACGCGACCUCAGCACGCGCUCCUGACUCACUUCCUCGAGGGGAAAGAGGGAGUGAUGCCCGCCGUGGCGGGAGGGAAGCAGAGGCUUCCUGCGGGCCCAACCUGGACGCCACUGGGCGUGUAAGGCGGGACAUCUGGCUGGGAAUCCAGGCCCUUGGAGGACCGGGGUUACGGGAAAUCUGCUGCCACGACGUCACAAUUAGCAUAAGCGAUGUAAAGGUAAACUUAGACGGAAGUUAGAGUUGUGCGGCACCAGGUUCCUGCUGCAGCGGGCUGCUGGGAACCCUCUCUGUGACUUUUCACACAGCGCCUGUGACACUCAGCAGCCCCCUGCCCGGCGCGCCGUGUGUAUUCUGCUCUCUGAGUAGGACCGUGGCACCGGAUGGGUUCGUGCUCUGCUUUUGUACGUCAGAGUCUGUACCUAAACGCAGACGAUAAAGAGAGGCACAAAGAAAACAGGGCUGUUCAAUUUCAAGCUUGCGACUCUAUUAAGAGAAUGGAUGUGUUGUGUGUGAGACAGACCCGCACCCCCGCUCCCCUUUGCUGGCUACUUUGUCACUGUUGUCCCGAUCCCUGAAUCCAUCUUAGGAGGAAUCUAAGGAAUCUUUCGGGGCCACUACACAUCUAGGUGCUGCUGAAGUGUAACUGUGAACAAUAGUUUUUUUUCCCUUUUUUCUUUUUUGUUAGAUUGGACUACACUGGUUCUCUAUCUAAAGUGAAUCACAGCCGUUUCGUCUUGUAUAAAUCAAUUUUCAAAUGAUCUAAAGCCUAGCUGGAACAUGAGAUAAACCUUUUGUAAAUCAUUCUAUAUCUACUGAAAGGGUUUGGGUUGUGUUAAAGUGGAUGCUGUUCAAACACAAUUCCCUAUCUGUCUCUAUCUAUUGAAAAAUUAACAGAGGCAUAUGUCUAGGUAUAUUGUCUUAGACAUGCUAAGACGUUAAAUAUAAGAGAUAGAGACAACACACACAUUAAUAACGGUGUGUUUCUCUAACCAGCAACAAGAGGGUUAAUAUCCCCAUAUGGUGUACCAGGGGGUUUGAUUCAGUGCUCCUGUGGGCCAAAAGGAGAGGGGCGGGUGGGGGCAGGACAGAAGGAAGAGACCGCGGGAUAUGCACACUCCAAACACCUGCAUUUGUUCACUUGCAUUUCAGCCUGUAACAGCCAUGGGUUACCGUUAAGUCACUGUUGUAACGGUCAUUACAACGUCGUAUGUGGUAGUUGCCAUUGAGACUUUUAAAUUAUUUUGGAUCAAAUCCUCACAGUUCAUCGGAUCAAAUGUUUUAUUUUCAAUCAGUGGGUGUUGACUGAAAAUGCAACACAUUUGAGCCGGGGAUUUUAAACGUUUCGCCGGUUUUUCGUGGAGAUUUAUUUUUCAACAAGGUUUUCAUUUCUUCCAUUUUAUCGACGAAGUGCAAAUCGGUCGGAAUGUAGCAGGAGGCUGCAACUUUGAAUCCGCGAACAGCGACUCUCUGGUGCCGAGCAGAAGCAGAAGAUUUAGACAUCUGUAGGCUACCCUCGUGGCCGUUACCAUGACAACAUCUGGAGCCCGGCUUCUCCUUGUGGCCCUGUGUGUUUACGGUGGCCAGGGCCUCCAGCAGUCAGCUCCCCGUGUCCGCCUGUCUUUCAAAGAGCUGCUGGACACGCGCGCGGCCCGGCCCUUCAGCUUCGCCUUCAACACCAGCGACUACCGCAUCCUCCUGAUGGACCAGGACCAGGGCCGGCUGUACCUGGGCAGCCGGGAGUACCUGGUGGCCCUGGACAUGCAGAACGUCAACAAGGAGCCCCUCAUAAUCCACUGGCCGGCGUCUGCGAAAAGAAAGGGAGAAUGUCAGAUGACAGGAAAGGGAAGACAGGGUGAAUGUGCCAACUUUGUGCGGUUAAUAGAGCCGUGGAACCGCACCCACCUCUACACCUGUGGAACGGGGGCCUACCAGCCCAUCUGCACCUUCAUCAACCGGGGAUGGAGGGCGGAGGACUACCUGUUCAGACUGGUCCCCGGGUAUGCGGAUUCAGGGAAGGGGAAAUGUUCCUACGAUCCGAACCAGGAGAACAUUGCCGUUCUGAUCGACGGCAAUCUCUACGCAGGGGUCCACAUCGACUUCAUGAGCACGGAUGCUGCUCUGUUCAGAACCAUGGGGGGCCGGACAGCAAUCAGGACGGAGCAAUAUGACUCUCGGUGGCUCAACGAGCCGGUGUUCCUGAAGAUCCAGCAGAUCCCAGACAGCGCAGAGCGGAAUGACAACAAGCUGUACUUCUUCUUCCGUGAGAAGAGCCUGGACUCAGUGAGCGGGGCGAGCCCCAGCGUCCUGGCCCGCGUGGGGAGAGUGUGUCUGAACGACGAGGGGGGGCAGAAGUCUCUGGUGAACCGCUGGACCACGUUCCUGAAGGCCCGCCUCAUAUGCUCGGUGCUGGGGGAGGACGGGGUGGAGACGGCCUUUGAUGAACUCAGGGAUGUGUUCAUUCAGCCAACGCAGGAUGAGAAGAACCCAGUGGUGUACGCUCUGUUCACCACCGCUGGGUGAGUCGCUAAGGAGGAUUUAUGUGGUCUAUC
Molecule: messenger RNA, 2576 nt
Organism: Gadus macrocephalus (Pacific cod)
Lineage: Eukaryota; Metazoa; Chordata; Actinopteri; Gadiformes; Gadidae
Product: semaphorin-3F-like
Exons: 10
Coding region: 1555-2547 (330 amino acids)
Biological process (GO): negative chemotaxis; axon guidance; negative regulation of axon extension involved in axon guidance
Molecular function (GO): chemorepellent activity; semaphorin receptor binding
Source: RefSeq, a predicted model, not a curated record